CAGAGACAAAAAAAAAGUUACUACACCAAGAAUUGAAUUAAUUAUGUAUAUAUAUUGCCAAUCUAUAUAUAUUAAUUAAUUAAUUCCUAGCCACCCAUGCACCCAACAUGUAUAGGUAUAUCCAGUACUAUCUAGCUAGCUUAAUAUUUCUUGUUGUUGCAUGUGUCUAACUAGCUAGCUAGCUUGCACUUGCACAUGCAUAUAAUUAAUUAGUUGCAUGAAAUCUUGACAUCUGCAGGUUGUAGCUAUAUCAGUUAGCAACAAUUAAGCAGGUGUUGUAGCUGACUUUUCUGAGUGACAAUCAAACUAGCUAGCACACAUUUCAUCACUUUCACAUAUAUACUAUACUAGACUAGAGCUAUAUACAGUAGUAGUACCAUGGUUUAAUUAUUUGUAGCCUUAUAGAGAGAGAGAAGAGAAGAAGAGAGAGAGAUCAGUGUGAGGCACCGACGAAGACGAAGACGAAGACGACGACGACGACAAGCACACAACAAAUUUGCACACACGCGCGCGAGCAUCGAUGAUGGCGGCCCAUCAUCAUCAUCAUGAGCACCACCACCUCUUGGACAUGUCGUCGCCCCCAAACGCCAGCGGCGCCAUCAUCUCCUCCUUCGACCACGCCGCCGGCCUCCUCUCCCUCCACGACGUCGCCGCCGCCGCCGACCACCACCACCACCACCUACGAGGAGGAGGAGGGGGUUUGCAAUUGCCAUCGCCGUGGUCGCAGCAGCAGGUUUCCCUCUCCCUCUACAACAACGCUGCCGGCGCAGCAGGCUCGCCGCCGUCGUCGUUGGUUGCCCAUCAGCAGCUGGCGGCGGCGCAGCCAUUAAUGUUCCAGCUGAGGGGGUCCAAGUACCUGGGCCCUGUGAAGGCGCUGCUCGCCGAGUUCUGCAGCCUCGACGUUGAGGCCAUGGAUGGCGCCAAGCAGCAGAGACCUCCCAAUCCCAAUCCCAAGAUUGGAAAGUGGGACGACGUGGAGGGUUCAGGUUCGUGGGGCAACCUGUCUCUGAGCUCCAUGGACCUCCUGGAUCUCGAGAGGAGGAAGGCCAGGAUCUUGUCCAUGGUUGAAGAGGUGGACAGACGUUACCGGCGAUACCGUGAGCAGAUGAGGGCGGUGGAGGUGUCGUUCGAGGCGGUGGCCGGCGGCGGCGCGGCGCAGGUGUACACGAAGCUGGCGAUGCGAGCCAUGUCGCGGCACUUCCGGUGCCUGAGGGACGCGCUGGUGGGGCAGGUGCGCGCGCUGAGGAACGCCAUGGGGGAGAGCCAGAGGGACGCCGCCGGCGGCGUGGCGGCGGCGGCGCCCGGUGCCACCAAGGGCGACACGCCUCGGCUGCGGGUGCUGGACCAGUGCCUGAGGCAGCAGAGGGCGUUCCAGCAGUCCGGCGCCGUCGACAGCUUCCCGUGGCGCCCGCAGCGCGGUCUGCCGGAGCGCGCCGUCGCCGUCCUCCGCGCCUGGCUCUUCGAGCACUUCCUCCACCCGUAUCCAAAUGAUGUGGACAAGCACAUUUUGGCGCGCCAAACAGGCUUGUCAAGAAGCCAGGUUUCGAAUUGGUUCAUCAAUGCAAGGGUGAGGCUAUGGAAGCCUAUGAUAGAAGACAUGUACAAGGAAGAAACGAAGCCGGAAUCAUCUGAUGGCAACAACAAAUUAAACCCUAGCGCAGCCGGCAACAAACAGCAGCAUCGAGAUGAUCCCAAGAAGAAUUACACGGCAACGACAGCAGAAGCCAGCUUAGUACAACAAAGCAGCUACCAUCUCCACCUUCGCAGCAGCGGAAACCGUAACUCCUCCUCGUUGAUGAUCCCUGCAGCAGCAUCAACAUCCAUCGAUCAUCACCAUGACAGCAGCCACCAGCUGUUGGGCGGCCAUAGCUAUUCUUCAGCAGCAGGAUUGCAUCAUGGUCAUGGCGGCGCCGUGUCGCUUACUCUAGGGCUCCAGCAGCAGCAGCAGCCAUUUGCGGCGUCGAUGAUGCAUCAGCAUCAGCAGCACCAGCACCAGCACCAGCAGCAGCAGUCAUUCAUGGUGGAGGCGGCGGAGGAAGAAGAAGAUGACGUGCUCCCUUACAGGAACCUCAUGGAGUCUCAGUUGCUGCAUGAUUUUGCAGGAGCUAGCUAAGGCAGGCUCCAGCUUAGCAUGCAGCUAAUUUAUUUGAUUGUUAAAGGAGAUUAUUGCGCUCAAAAGUUUAAUUUAAUUAAGGAGAUGUAGGUAAUUAAAUAUUACAUUAUUGUUCUUUUAUGACCAAACAUUUCGUUACAUUAUUUGGGGAUUUCUUUUGUAAAAAUCAGCCCACCACUUCUGUUCUGGCCUA
Oryza sativa Japonica Group (Japanese rice) is the source of this 2306-nucleotide messenger RNA. RefSeq names its product homeobox protein BEL1 homolog. The record is from RefSeq and is a predicted model, not a curated record. Gene Ontology annotation, molecular function: RNA polymerase II cis-regulatory region sequence-specific DNA binding; DNA-binding transcription factor activity, RNA polymerase II-specific. Lineage: Eukaryota; Viridiplantae; Streptophyta; Magnoliopsida; Poales; Poaceae. Gene Ontology annotation, biological process: regulation of transcription by RNA polymerase II.